Molecule: messenger RNA, 165 nt
Organism: Loa loa (African eye worm)
Lineage: Eukaryota; Metazoa; Nematoda; Chromadorea; Rhabditida; Onchocercidae
Exons: 1
Source: RefSeq, a predicted model, not a curated record
ACUACUCAAUUGCGGACAUUAAGUCGUCUGGGCGCUAUUGAGUCGAUGGGUGACAAUGACUUGUCGUAUCGCCGUUGUGCAACCCACUCUUCUUCGAUUUUAACCAAUGCUUCAUUUCAUCAAUCCUUAGGCAGUAAUUCUUUUUCCUUUUGGAGAACCGAAUAG